AUGAAUAUGACGUCGGUGGAUGGUGGCGGUAGUGACGGUUGUUGGUGGUGGUUGGUUGUGAAGGUAGUGGUGGUGACGGAGGUGGCGGUGAUGGUUGGUGACGACAUUGGUGGUGGUUGGUGGCAGAGUGGAGCCGAAGAAAGAAACAACAGUCAACAGAUUACCACCAGCCACCCGCCAACCGUAUAUAAUUUAUUAAAGGCAACAAUGGCUUCUCUUGUAUUGCUUUUGUCUGAGCUUCUGAUCAAACACCAUGAUGCUGAAACUUGCUACACGUCGUCGUCUUCAUCAUUUUGUUCUUCAAGACGUUGUUUCUCCAGUGGGGCAGCAACAGCAGCAGCUGAUGUGGAGGCAAAAAGGGUGAUCGGAAAGUCAUGGAGAAAUGGAUUUGGAGGGUAUCGCAGGGAGGAGGAUUUGGUGGAGGAAGAUGAAGCCGAGUCGAUGGUUUCUGUUGAAUUUGUUUGA
Molecule: messenger RNA, 465 nt
Organism: Lactuca virosa
Lineage: Eukaryota; Viridiplantae; Streptophyta; Magnoliopsida; Asterales; Asteraceae
Source: the annotation of a GenBank genome assembly